Molecule: messenger RNA, 1683 nt
Organism: Filobasidium floriforme
Lineage: Eukaryota; Fungi; Basidiomycota; Tremellomycetes; Filobasidiales; Filobasidiaceae
Product: kinase-like protein
Exons: 17
Coding region: 1-1683 (560 amino acids)
Biological process (GO): protein phosphorylation
Molecular function (GO): ATP binding; protein kinase activity
Source: RefSeq, a predicted model, not a curated record
AUGGAUUUCGAAGUCAUCCCCUAUGAGGAUAUCGUCUGGGGCGAAGUAUUGGGAGCUGGGAGUUUCGGCCAAGUCUACAAAGGGACGUACCUGGGCUUGGAUAUCGCUAUCAAGGAGAUCUUACCUCGAAAGGACUACGAUGCGAACAAGUAUUUCAUGAGAGAACAUCUCCUCAUGAGAGAAUGUCGGCAUCCGAACAUCGUGCUUUUCCUGGGACUCGCUCAUGAACCUGUUCACGGCGGGAGGACCUUUAUCUGCUCAGAGUACAUCCCCUCGGGAAACCUCCGCUCGUUCAUCCAAGAGAACAACCGGCCGUUUCCCUGGAGACUGAGGAUCAGUUUCGCUACGGAUAUCGCUCGAGCCGUAGCUUAUCUCCAUGCGAGAAAGUGUAUUCAUAGGGAUCUGAAGGGAGAGAACUUGUUGAUCACUUCGAACGACCGGGUCAAGGUUACCGAUUUCGGAUUCGCUCGGAUUGCUGCCAGAAACGAUGAUGAGAUGAAGAGGAUGUCUUACUGCGGAACGGAUGGUUAUAUGAGCCCUGAGAUUUUGAUGGGCUUAGACUUUGACGAGAGGACCGACGUGUUUUCUCUGGGAAUCAUCUUUGCCGAGAUCGCUUCGAGACGGCUGGUACAUGCCAAGAAAGAGAUUUUCACUCGGUUCCCGCCUUCUUUCUCUCUCGAUCGCGGCGAGGUCGAGAGGCUUGCUUCGCACGGCUGUCCUCCCGAUUUCAUCAACUUGAUCAUGCAUUGCGUUGAAGUACGACCGGAAGACCGACCAGCCAUGCCUCAGGUGCUGGAAAGGUUGCGCAAGAUGGAGAUCGAGAUCCUCAGCAGGCUGACGUUCGGUAAGGGAGAGCACGUCGGAAGUAUCAAGAUCGUCAAGGGUCGAGGAAGGACCGGCCACCCCGCUGGUGCUCGAGGUCUGGCUAGCUUCUUUGACAAGCGCGAGGGAAGCGUGGCGGAAGAAGCGGAACACUUUCAAGAUGCCAAGGAGCACCAGAACGAGUUUGAAUACGAUACCGAGGAGGAGGAAGUGGCGAAGAUGAUGGAGGGCUCGAUCAAGGUUGAGCACGGUGGGCGAGCGACGACGACUUGGCGUACUGCCAGGUGGGACGAGCCUCAUGCCGAGAAGCAAACCGUGAUGGACCUCUUCAACAAUCCGCCGGUGACCAAGAUUCCCGGAAGCUAUCCCAGUAGUCUUCAUCAAGGGCCAGCCGCGACGAGCUCCUCUGUCAUUACUCUCAAGGCCACCGAUCAUCGAGGAGUCCCGUCUUCCCUCCCACAGCAACAGGUACAAGAACCGGCUCAAACGCAAUCCGAGAUUCCUUCGCGACUCGAAGAUGAGCACUGGCAGGUCACCCACAAGCAGGAAAGAUCUUCUGGACACAUGAGCGUCGACGAGCCAGAAUCGCCGCCUCAAACGCAGAUCCUGCCUGCAACGCAUAGGUUCUCAAUGGUUGGGAAGACUUACACCAAGCCCGGGUUCAUGAAGCAACCAGGGAUCGUUUCGAGCGCGUUUGCUAUUUUCGGUCAUGGCUCAUCUACCUUUCCUAGAAAUGAAUCCAAGUGUCACGCCUGCGGGGUCAAGAUCGGUCGACGUCCUGCGAUGGAGUGCGAUGACUGUCACGUCUUCGUCCAUGUCAAGUGUUCCGAUCGAGCUCCCAUCGACUGCGGAAAGCACUAA